Paramecium sonneborni is the source of this 1404-nucleotide messenger RNA. Lineage: Eukaryota; Ciliophora; Oligohymenophorea; Peniculida; Parameciidae. The record is from the annotation of a GenBank genome assembly.
AUGAAAGUUUAUACAGUAGCAAGAUUGAAACCAGGAGAAACAAAAAUAAUAAUUGAUAAAAAUUAAUUAAGAAUUCUUGAUAAAUAAUAUGAAUUUGAUGUAAUUUUAGAUGAGUAGACAAAAUAAGAUGAACUAUAUUAUGGAUUAAAUAUUGGACAAUUGCUUGAUUAAUUUAAAAAUGGAAUAAGUUAAGUGAUUUUUUGUUAUGGAUAAACAGGUUCAGGCAAAACUUAUACAGUUAAUUAAUUAAUACCUAUGAUUUUACCUAAGAUCAUAGAAAGCAAAUUUGAAAUUUCCUUUUCUGUUCUCCAAAUUUAUAAUGAAAAAAUAUUGGAUAUGCUUUAUAAAUAGCAACUGAAAUUAAGAUAUAAGAAUAAUGAAUUUGUACCAGAAAACCUAACAAAAUUUAUAUGUCGUUCCUAAGAAGAAUUAACGAAAUUAUAUAAUAAAGCAAAUAAAAACCGAAUAAUUAAUUCGCAUUCUUUAAAUGACUUUUCAAGUAGAUCACAUUGUAUUUAUACAUUUCAUGGUUAAAGCUCAGAUUUAUAAUGUGAAUUUAAUAUUGUAGAUUUGGCUGGUUCUGAAAGAUUAAAUUAAACAAAAGUCUAACAAAUUUAAGAAAGUGUUGAAAUAAAUAAGUCUUUAUUUUAUUUACGAUAAGUUAUUUAAAAUUUAGCAGAUAAAGUUUAAUAAAUACCUUAUAGAUAAUCAAAAUUAACAAGUAUUUUAAAAAAAAGUUUAAAUGGAAAAUCAAAUAUUGUAAUGGUAAUUUGUUUAAAUCCUUCUGAUGAAAAUUUAUAAUAAUGUUAAUAAUCUGCAUAAUAUGGAGUAAAAGCUAGAACAAUUAUUUUACAACCAGAAUAAUAAUAAGAUGAUUAGUAAAGAUAGAUUAGAGAAUUGAAACAAUAAAUAGUAAAUUUAGAAUAAUAAUUAAAAAUAGCUUAAAAUACUAUCAGAUCGUUGAAAUAAAAUUAAUAGAUUUAAUAAUAAUAGAAUAGCAUCUAAAUGGAAUAGAUUAAUUAAAUUAAUAAUCUUUUGGGAUAAAAUAAAAAGUUGAGAGAUUAAUUAUAAUAGAUUAAAGAUGAAAAUUUUUUAUUAUAGUAAUUAAACCAUCAAAUGUAGAAUGAAAAUUAAGAUUUGAGAGAUAAGAUAAAUAUAUUUGAGGAAAUAAUAUCAGAAGAUUUAAAGAAAAAUAAAGACCCUUUUAAAAAAGAUUGGCUAGAAUUAUUCUAAGGUGAAGGUUCAAACUAUUUAGAAAUAAUGAUAAAUAAAUUACAAUUUUAUAAACAAUAAUAGGUUAAAUAGAACAAUGAAAGAAUAUUGAUGAAUCCAAUAAAUCAGACAGCAAAAAAUGGAAGAAAUUAAAGAUCUUAUUCAAUAGGUAAACGAGAAUUUAAAAUUUGA